Mytilinidion resinicola is the source of this 1030-nucleotide messenger RNA. RefSeq lists its product as uncharacterized. The transcript has 2 exons. Lineage: Eukaryota; Fungi; Ascomycota; Dothideomycetes; Mytilinidiales; Mytilinidiaceae. The coding region runs from base 95 to 925 and encodes 276 amino acids. The record is from RefSeq and is a predicted model, not a curated record.
CUACUGAGGCACGUUGGGCCUCUAUUUGGCGCAGCGUGUAGUUUAGGUGGAAAACUCUGCGUAUUGAUAUAUCUCCGCAAUCUUUCGAGUCAAAAUGGCUGGAUCCAUUAGUCCACAGCCUUCCUUCCACCUCUGUCCCGACUUCAGCAUCGCCCCGCCGCCCGACGGCCAUCUGCAGCUGGGUUCCGUCCUCCACACCCUCGAUAUCGAUGGUGUCCUCACUCCACUCGACAUUGGUGCUACCGUCCUCGUUCCCGAAUCGCAGCGCUGGCCCCGCGACAACCCGAUGGAGAAGAUGGGCUUCAACCGCAGCUUGAAGGAGCUUCGGGGCCUCGAGGGCAGCAUCUGGGCCAAGAUAUUCGGCUGGAACGGACUAGGCGCUAUGUUUUCCUUUUUGCGUAGGCGCGAAAACGAUGAGACUCUGGCGGUGGAGAAGCUGUUCGUCCAAUACUUUAUCCCUACGACCGAAUACAUGAAACAGGCCCUCGAGGUCAACGGCGUCGCCUUCUACAUCAGGGAAAACAAGUUCAAAGAGCCCGUCUACCUAGUUACCGGCCUGAUGUGGACCGAGGGAGCCAAGCUCUCCAAGAUCAAGUCCAAGAAAAACAAGGUUAGUGGCCAGGCUGCUGUGACGGGCACUACGGGCGGCACGAGCGGGGCCUACGAGAGUGAAGAGAGUCUCUACUCGAGUUUCGAUGGCUCGACGCCAUUCAUCCUCGGCAUUCGCGUGCGAAAGAUCUGGUGGGACAAGGAGGGCACGAGACACAAUGAACACGACGUCGUCGGGGCGACGCUAGGCGACCCCAAAGGAAAGAAUAUGGACGUGCUCGACGGCCUACAGUCGGCUGACGACACGACCGGGCAGACCAUCGCGGAUGAGACUCAAUUGGGAGAAGCAAACCCCAUCACUUGGGUUUGGCCCUGAUCGUGUAUGAUCGGCCUCGAGCUGUGUCGAGACACGAGGCACAUUGAGAAACGGAAACCACUUUAGCGCGAGAAUUUUUGGGGAAGCUCUUAAUCAAACCAUUUC